Messenger RNA from Anopheles coustani, 1440 nucleotides. It is a transcript of the gene pip, whose product is annotated as heparan sulfate 2-O-sulfotransferase pipe. Gene Ontology annotation, molecular function: sulfotransferase activity. The transcript is spliced from 6 exons. Gene Ontology annotation, cellular component: membrane. NCBI's taxonomy places the organism in Eukaryota, Metazoa, Arthropoda, Insecta, Diptera, Culicidae. The record is from RefSeq and is a predicted model, not a curated record. The coding region runs from base 18 to 1142 and encodes 374 amino acids.
UGCUCCGCUAUCGCAGGAUGACUGUUCCGAAAAGAUACGCCGAACUCGUCGCGCUGAUUGCGAUCUCGUGCACACUGUUCCUGUUUCUGCACACCCAGAGCCUGACGUCGCGGUUGCGCGAGAUGGAGGAUAGAUUACAGCCACCGUCUUUUGCCGCACUUUCUUUGACGUUCAACCAUCCGCAUGAUCAUCUUCAUCACCACGAGCUGAUUGGCAAUCUGCAUCAUACGUACAACUAUCUCAAAAGCACCGGCCAGAUGCACAGCCUGAAGGCCACCGAACUGAACAAUACGCGCCGCGCGGAAAUCCCAAUCAUCUUCUUCAACCGUGUACCGAAGGUCGGUAGCCAGACGUUUAUGGAGCUGCUGCGUCGCCUGGCCGUGCGCAACGACUACACCUUCCACCGGGAUGUAGUGCAGCGGUUGGAAGUGAUCCGUCUCUCACCCGAACGGCAGCAGGAGCUGGCUGAAAUGGUGAUGGACCUGCCUGUCCCAUCGGUCUACGUGAAGCACGUAUGCUAUACCAACUUCACCCGUUUCGGUCUGCCGAUGCCGAUCUACGUCAACAUGGUGCGUGAUCCGGUCGAGCGCAUCAUCAGCUGGUACUACUACGUGCGCGCGCCCUGGUACUACGUCGAGCGGAAGCAGGCCUUCCCCGAUUUGCCCCUACCCGAUCCACGCUGGCUGAAGAAGGACUUUGAGACUUGCGUUCUGCAGGGUGACCCCGAAUGUACCUACUCGCAGAAUGCCGUCCACGAGGGAAUCGGUGAUCAUCGCCGGCAGACGCUGUUCUUCUGCGGUCAUGGCGAAGAGUGUCUUCCCUUCAACGGUGUCGGUGCCUUGGAACGGGCGAAGUAUGCCGUAGAGAGCCAGUAUGCCGUGGUCGGUGUGUUGGAGGACCUGAACACGACACUGACCGUGCUGGAGAAGUACGUCCCAAGAUUCUUUUCCGGCGCCAGCUCGGUCUACUUCAACGAGGUGAACAUGCUGCAGAAGAUCAACAAGAACAGCUUCAAGCCCCCGGUCAGCGAAGAGAUCAAGGACCUAGUACGGCGAAACUUUACGAGAGAGAUCGAAUUCUACCAGUUCUGCAAACAGCGACUCUACAAGCAGUAUCUUGCUACGCAACUACCGCUCAAAUAACUGUUCCUUUCAUCGUGCGUUUACGACCAAAAUCGCAGCAUUAAACAAAAAAUACAUGUGAGGGAUGAACAAAGUCAUCAGCAACACAGUUAUAGGAGAGCGUGAAAACGAAUAACCACACCGUGGUGUGCAUACACACAACAAACAUUUUGCAUCAUUAUUUAUGUAUAAACUAUUCAUCUAGCAUGUAGGACCACCAACCGUAGCAAAGCAUAAGCGUUAAGCGAUACCCCGAAAGGCCCAAAAGAAGUGCUAACUAUUCACGAUCGUCUGUUCUCACCGCUCGAUCAGAUCAGAU